AUGGAACCGGAGCCGACCCUUAGCGCUCUCCUCAAGGCUAUCACAGCCCUCACCACUCAAGUCGGGUCCCUCCAGGACCAAGUCAAGUCUCAAGGCAAGCAAAUCUCCCAGCUUACCGCCAUAUGCAAGGAGACCAACGACCUUGUUGGAGACAAGGAUCAGGGCGGAGCCCAAACCAAGCCUGGCCCAUCAACUGGGCCUGUCACCCCCCCUACCCACUCAGGGGGAGAAACCCACACUCCAGGCACGGUUAGGCCUGGACUCAAGGCCCUGUUCCGGCCCUCUAGAGGCACGGGCUUUGACUCUGAGGAUGAAGAGGAACCAAGGAUCCCCAAAAAGGAGCCUCAAGGAACGCCUAAACGGCACCUUGGGUCCCUUACCCCCUUUGAUGCCGGGUCCAGCGUAAAAAGGCCCAAGAUGGACCUCCCAGACCCCUAUAAAGGAGAUACAAGGGGACGUAAGGCCACCCAAUGGCUUGACCGCAUGAUGCUCUGGGUCGCCCUCCACAGGGACCAAUUUGAUGAAGAGGAACAGAUGGUUGUAUGGAUCCUCUACCAUAUGACUGAUAAAGCUGCCAACUGGGCCCUUCCCAUCAUUGGGAACAUCAUCAAGGGCAAAGGAAAUCCCCCCACCACCAUCCAGGCCCUUACGGGCAAAUUCAAAGAAGCCUUCGCCAAUCCAGACGCAAAGAGGGCGGCCGCCAGGAAGAUUGCCGCGUUAACUCAGACCACCACCACAUCUGAGUACGUCACAGAAUUCCGCAACCUCAUGGCGGAAUUAGACUGGAACACUGAGGCGUACAUUGCCCAGUUUACGCGCGGCCUUCACUGGAAGGUCAAGGAACUCCUGUCCACCAAGGACAACGUCCCUGACAAUGACCUCAAGGCCAUAUUUGCCGCCUCGGUCAAAAUUGAUAACACUCGUUGGGAAAAUGAGGAGAACCGCCCCAAAAAGGCUCCUACCAAGGCCCCGGUUGCCACGACCACCUCUACCUCCACCACUACCACAAGGGUCCGCCUAUCCAAGGACCCCAACUACGUCACCCCGGAAGAAAGGGACCGCCGCCGCGCGUCUGGCCUUUGCGUCAAGUGCAGCCAAAAAGGGCAUGGCAUCAAACAAUGCCCUAAUGGUUGGAAAGCCACGAUCAAGGAGGUGGCCAAGCCCCUGGCCAAUCCAAGCGUGCAUGUAUCAGAAUGUGAAUUUGUAUCUGUGGCUCUAGAUUCCAAUAAAAAGCCCCUAUUAUUUAUUGAUUUACAACUGCACAAAUUCCCGACGGAAAACCUAAAAACCCUAAUAGACUCAGGAGCCACCUCCAAUUUCAUCUCCCCCACCAUUGUCGAAAAACUUAAAAUACCAAAAACCCUGCUCAAAAAUCCACGAGUAGUGAGAAUGUUAGAUGGUACCCUAUCCCAGACUGGUCGCAUUUGGCACCAGGUUAACCUCACGGUCUUGGCCAAUGGCCAUACCCAUACCAUUCCAUUCCUUGUCUGUCCCAUUGGGAACACAUCCGCCAUACUCGGCAUGACAUGGCUCACUCAGGAGUCACCCUUAAUUGAUUGGUCCCUAGGCACGGUUACCUUCCCUGAACAAAUUCAGAUUGCAUCCAAAGAAGAGGCAGACCCUGACCCCUUAGCCGACCUUCCGGAACAGUACCAUGAGUUUGCCAAAGUCUUUGGCAAAGAGGAAUUCAAGGUCCUCCCUCCACACAGGGAGUAUGACAUAUCCAUAGAUCUUGUUCCGGAUGCCAAACUACCCCCAGGUCCCCUUUAUGGCAUGACUGACGCGGAAUCCAAAGCCCUCAAACAACAUAUUGACGAAGAACUAGCAACGGGCAAGAUCCGCCCCAGUACUUCCUCUACUGGCGCCCCAGUCAUGUUUGUAAAAAAGGCAGACGGAUCCCUUAGACUGGUUGUGGACUACCGAAAACUCAAUGACGUCACUCACAAGAACGUGUACCCACUCCCAAGACAGGACGACCUGAUGGCCAAGUUAAGACAUGCCAAAAUAUUCACAAAGCUCGACCUGCGCUGGGGUUACAACAACGUCAGAGUCAGAGAAGGGGAUGAAUGGAAAACAGCGUUCAGGACUAAAUAUGGGCUGUUUGAAUAUCUAGUGAUGCCUUUUGGCCUUACCAACGCCCCAGCCGCCUUCCAACACUUCAUGAACGACCUGUUCAGAGACCUCAUUGAUGUCACGGUGGUUAUCUAUUUGGAUGACAUACUGAUCUUCUCCAAGAAGCCUGAGGAUCACCCUACCCAUGUCAGGGAAGUCCUUUCACAAUUGAUGAGGAACCAGUUGUUCUGUAAACUCUCCAAAUGCCACUUCCAUGUCACAACGGUGGACUACCUUGGUAUUGUCAUUUCCCCAGCUGGGUUCUCAAUGGACCAAAAGAAGAUCGAGGCUGUUACCACCUGGCCCACACCCAAAACAGUCAAACAGGUCCAGGCCUUCCUAGGUUUUGUUAAUUACCUCAGGCGUUUCAUCCCCAACUUCAGCUCCGUUGCACGCCCCUUACACAACCUCACCAAAAAGGAUUCUCCGUGGUCAUGGGACGUGUUGGAAGAACAGGCUUUCCAGGAACUCAAAGCAUUGGUCACCAAAGCACCGGUUCUGAUCCACUUGAACCCCAAUUUGCCUUACUACCUGGAAACAGACGCGUCAGGGGUAGCCAUGGGAGCAAUCCUUAGUCAAAGAGGGGAGGAUAACCGCUUACACCCAGUGGCUUACAUGUCUAAAUCUUUCUCCAGCGCCAAGGCUAAUUAUGACACCCAUGACAAGGAACUCCUGGCCAUAAUCAAGGCAUUAGAGGAAUGGCGGAUCUUCCUUGAGGCAACGGACAGACCAAUCCAGGUGUUCACAGACCAUAGAAACCUGGAAUAUUGGAUGCAGGCACGGACGUUCAACAGAAGGCAUGCACGUUGGCGGAUUUUCCUGAGCAAUUUCAACUUUGAAAUACACUAUCGCCCAGGGAAACAAUCAGGAAAACCCGACGCCCUUUCCAGAAGGUCAGACUACAUAGAUUCCCCAGUAGAACCAGAAGUCAUGCUACCGUCGGAGGUUUUUGCUAAUACAUCAGAGGCGGAACUUGAGAUUGUCACGAAAAUCCGGGACAGGUUAAGGGAAGACCCUUCCCUGGAACCCAUCAUCCAGUUCCUAACGGAGGACGCAGACAAUGCACCCCCCUCUAUUUGGAAAGCCUAUUGGGAUUAUGACUGGGAAGAGGACCUCCUAUGGUAUUGCGGGAAACUAGUGGUACCGGACUCAGAACCCCUUAAAGAACAACUGCUAAGAGAAUUCCACAAUUCCCCACUGGCGGGCCACCCAGGACAACAAAGAACACUCAAACUGAUCAGUAGGUCCUACUGGUGGCCUGGUAUGAAGUCCUCAGCAAAAGAAUGGGUCAAGUGCUGUCCAAUAUGCCAAGCAAAUCGAAGAGCCCACACGCCGGCAAUUGCCCUGAAACCCCUAGAAGUCCCACCAUUUCCUUUCCACACCAUCUUGUAUGACUUCAUCACAGGAUUCCCAAAGUCAAAUGGGUAUGACGCAAUCUUGGUGGUCAUUGACUCCUUUUCCAAAUUUGGACACUUCAUCCCUACCACAAAGAAAGUCAUGGCUAAGGGUCUGGCAGACCUGUUCAUCACGCAUGUCUGGAAGCUUCAUGGAUUGCCAAUCAAGACAGUCUUGGACUGCGGAACCACCUUCACUGGGAAAUUCCUGAGAGCCCUCUACCAACGUCUUGGGAUCAAACCCGCUUUCUCCUCGGCCUAUCAUCCAGAAUCAGAUGGACAGACGGAAAGGGUGAAUCAAUUCAUCGAGUUCUACCUCAGAUCUUAUGUCACAGCGGACCACUCGGACUGGGCUACCUGGUUGCCAUUGGCAGAAUACGCCUACAACAAUGCUAGACAUUCCGCCACCGGAAAAACCCCCUUUGAGUUAGUUUACGGAAGAAAUCCCGUGAUGAGCCCAUCCAACGUGCCAACAAACAUACCAGAAGCUGACCACGUGGCUGAUACCCUGGCCCAGGAAUGGAAAGAGGCAGAAUCCGCUCUACAAAUGACAAAGGAAAAAAUGGCAGAAUUAAAAGGAGCCACACUGGAGUACUCCAUUGGCAAAAAAGUCUGGCUGGACGGAAAAAAUGUGGAACUACAAACCAACUCCAAUAAACUAGACCCAAGGAGGUUAGGACCAUUUGAAAUCCUAGAAAAGAUCUCCAGCCACGCUUAUUGUCUAAAAUUACCGGAGACCCUGAAGAUCCACAACGUAUUCUACGUAGGGCUAUUGUCCAAAGUCCACAAAAGCCCAAGCCAGCCAUUCCCAGAGCGACCUCCCCCUGAAACAAUAGAGGGAGAAGAGGAAUACAAGGUAGAACAAAUCAUUGACUCCAAAAGACAACGGGGUAAAUGGUUUUACUUGAUCAAAUGGAAAGGAUAUGGACCCAAAGAUAACUCAUGGGAGCCAGAGGAGCUACUUGAGCAUAGUCAGGAGGAGAUCCAACGCUUCAACAAGUUGCGACUGAAAAAGGCUUGUGACUCCGCCAAGAGCCUUUAA
Rhizoctonia solani is the source of this 4548-nucleotide messenger RNA. RefSeq names its product Retrotransposable element Tf2 protein. The transcript has 2 exons. NCBI's taxonomy places the organism in Eukaryota, Fungi, Basidiomycota, Agaricomycetes, Cantharellales, Ceratobasidiaceae. Bases 1 to 4548 code for a protein of 1515 amino acids. Gene Ontology annotation, molecular function: nucleic acid binding; zinc ion binding. Gene Ontology annotation, biological process: DNA integration. The record is from RefSeq and is a predicted model, not a curated record.